This is a messenger RNA of Pundamilia nyererei, 3578 nucleotides long. RefSeq names its product sema domain, immunoglobulin domain (Ig), transmembrane domain (TM) and short cytoplasmic domain, (semaphorin) 4D (gene sema4d). Gene Ontology annotation, cellular component: plasma membrane. Gene Ontology annotation, biological process: semaphorin-plexin signaling pathway; neural crest cell migration; positive regulation of GTPase activity. The record is from RefSeq and is a predicted model, not a curated record. Gene Ontology annotation, molecular function: semaphorin receptor binding; chemorepellent activity. The transcript has 20 exons. The coding region runs from base 217 to 2880 and encodes 887 amino acids. NCBI's taxonomy places the organism in Eukaryota, Metazoa, Chordata, Actinopteri, Cichliformes, Cichlidae.
GAUAUCUCAGCCCGGAGAGUUUUGAAUCCACUCUGUGGCCUCAGUCGCCGCCAUGCUGAGCUGAGAGAGAGAGCGUCAAGUCAAACUUUGUCACGCUGCCUCAGCCCUCAUCUCCGUAAGCACCGGGAAACGUCCCACAACGUAUACUGCGACCUUAGCCCCGGGCGUCUCGCUCAACCGUUUCAGCUGUGUGAAGGAACGUGAGAAGAAGAUUUAAUGAAUCAGUAUUCGCUAGCCGACGUGAUGACGGACAAAGGAAACUUCACAGUUCCAAAGUUAUCAGAGUCUAAUAUGGGCUUUGGCGUGCUGGGGGUGUUUCUGGGGCUGCUCCUGGAGGUUUCCACACACGGGCCCCACGGUGUGCCUCGCACUUCCUGGAGACAUCAAGAUUUAGAUCUGAUGGAGUUUUCAGAGCCGGGCAUCUUCAACUACUCCACAUUACUGCUGAGUGAAGAAAGGGAUGCGCUGUAUGUGGGAGCAAGGGAGGCCAUCUUUGAGCUCAGCAAGAAGAAUGUGAGCGUCAGAAACAAGAAGGUUCAGUGGCCAGUUACAGAAAAAUCUAUGAAUAUGUGCACGCUGAAAGGAAAAUCAAAAGAGAGGGAGUGUCUAAACUACAUUCGAGUGCUCCAAGCAGUAGAUGACACGCGGCUGUAUGUCUGCGGCACACACGCCUUUCAGCCUCAGUGUGAUUACUUGUACUUUGGCAACUUCUCACUUCACGGUAAACCCGAGGACGGCAGAGGGAAGUGCUCCUUUGACCCCUCGCAAAGCUUUACUACUGUCAUGGCUGAUGGAGUGCUGUACUCGGGGACAGCUUAUAAUUUCUUAGGCAGUGAACCGAUUAUAUCCAGAUACUCCCCAACCGAGUCUCUGCUGAGGACAGAGUACUCCACAUCAUGGCUUAAUGAACCCAGUUUCGUUUUCGCCGACGUGAUCAGAGAAGGGGAAAAUGGAGCAGAUGGCGAGGACGACAAAAUCUACUUUUUCUUCACCGAGGUGUCGGUGGAAUACGAAUUCUUUGGCAAGCUGUUCAUCCCCAGGGUGGCGCGUGUCUGUAAGGGCGACCUUGGAGGGCAGCGCACUCUGCAGAAAAAGUGGACGUCCUUUCUGAAAGCCAAGCUGGUGUGCUCCAUGCCUGAGCUCAACUUCGUUUUCAACGUGGUUCAUGACGUUUUCAUCCUGAAGGGGACAGACCGCAAAAACACGGUCAUCUACGGAGUCUUCACCUCUCAGUGGGGUAAUGUGGGUUUGUCAGCCGUGUGUGCCUACGAGAUCAAGGAUGUGGAAGACGUCUUCUCCAAGGGCAAGUACAUGCAGAAGGCCACGGUGGAGCAGUCCCACACAAAGUGGGUACGGUACAACGGCAUUACUCCUACUCCACGUCCUGGAGCUUGUAUUAACAACCAGAUGCGACUGCAGAACAUGAACAACUCGCUCCACUUGCCCGACAAAACCCUUCAGUUUGUUAAGGACCACCCCCUGCUGGAGGAUCCCAUCCUGCCCAUCCACAACAGGCCCCGCCUCAUCACCAAAGAUGUCAAUUACACCCAGAUUGUCGUGGAGAGGGUCCAAGCACUUGACAAAAUUACUUAUGACGUCAUCUUCACUGGAACAGAUAAGGGUGUCCUGCACAAGUCGGUGCUGGUUGAAGAUGAGGUUCAUAUUGUGGAGGAGAUCCAGCUCCUGAAGAACGCUGAACCCAUCAAAAACCUGCUGCUGUCCUCAGAGACACAGUGCCUGUAUGCUGGGUCAGACCUGGGUGUAGUCCAGUCUCCUACAGCUUUCUGUGGCAGGUAUUCAUCGUGUGUGGACUGCAUCCUGGCACGAGACCCCUACUGCGCCUGGCACCCGAAGACUGCCACAUGUGUCAACAUCUUUGACACUGCCAGCCAAACACUCAGGGGGCUGAUCCAGAGCAUGAAAGGUGAUGCAAACAUGUGUCCUUCAGUGCCAGUUCUGUUUCGGAAGGACUACAGGCAUGUGGCGGUGAAACUGGGGAGCUCUGCCGAGCUGCCGUGCCUGGUACAUUCCAACCUGGCCCAGGUGAUGUGGAAAUCUAACGACUCGGUUCUCACCGAGGCCUCUCGCUUCCACCUCAUAGCCGAAAACGGGCUCCUCAUUUACAGCGUGGCUCCAGAGGACCAAGGGUACUAUGAGUGCUGGUCCGUGGAGUGGUCUCCCGCUGCUGGCAGGAACUUCAGCCGCCUGCUGGCCGGAUACACCCUGACUCUGGAUCUUCUGCCCAGACCGCCGCACCAGGCGGGGCAUGUCGUCACCACCACCCUCGGUGGCCACGAUGCAGCUACCACGGGUGCAGCUGAAGCCUCCUCUCCUGUCGCCACUUCAUCUUCCCUGUCCUCUUCUGGAGGUAGCACUCCCUCUGCACUCCCUUCCUCCUUUCCCCAUUCCUCUUCUCCCUCCUCCACGAAGCCCCAUAACGCGGAGGCUCGGGAGGCCGAAGUGAGACUAUUGCCUCCCCUGCUGAAGGACCAGGCCUGGGGGGUUCACGCGCAGGAGGCCUUCCUUCUCUUCUGCCUCGCCCUGGGUCCCAGUGAUGUCCACAUUCACUGGCUAGUAAACGGACACAGUCUGGACACCCCCAUAAAGGAGUACCGCCGGCCGCUUGGUCAGAGGGAGGUUUUAGUGAGCAGCUGGCUCCAAGAGGGGCCGCUGAUCAAGGACGCACGUUAUAACUGUGUUGCUGAGGCCAGCACAGGAAAUGACGUGUCUGAAGUUGACCUCCGGCUCUCUAUUGGAGAUGAAGAGAACAUUCCAACCCGAGAUUUGAGCCAGUGGAGAGGUGCGCUCGCAGAGCACGAGCAACUGCUAAAGAGAUGGGAAAAGGCCUGGGAAAGCUGUGAUGACCACAGAGCUCUGUGAAGAGUUGACUUGGCUGAAUCUGGUUGCGAACAUGGUCCUCCAUCCAGGUGGACCACACCUUUGACACUGAAACUGUCAAAAAAACAACAAUGCCACUUCUUAGAUAGGAGUUUGGGGGACCAUGAAGCAACACAUUUACAAUCUGCCUCCUGCAGGGGUGAGGGCAGUUGGGGGGGUUGGGGUCACCUAUAUGCAGUGAUAAUGUGGGAGUCUCCAACCAAACUCUGCAAGGAGAUGAAGCUCAUCAAUCUGAGAACACGUGGGCUGCCUUUGUACCAAAAAUACAUUUCUGUCAAACGUCCUGAGAGCUGUGCUUGUAAGGAAUGUUUCGCAUUUUUAAAGCGAUGGAACAUGUCAAAUGUUUGUGAGAUUCAUUUUAAGAUGUUUGCACCUUCGCUGGCUUCAGAAGCUUCUGUCAAGUCCAUCAUAGCUACUUGGAAUUUGUAUAAUCUUGAGUGAAAAUGUCUUUAAUCAUCGAGCCCAAAACCCAAUUCGUAGGAUUUGAUGGCAGGAAUCGGGCCUGUAGCUCUCUUUUAACAACAUGCCAUCAAAAUGCAAAAUUUAUCUUAAAAGAAAUGCAGUUCAGCCCAAGUAUGGAAACUUUUGUCACACUCACUGCUUUUCAUCUGUUAUUUUCUUCACAUUAAAACUGUGACUACAUAUUUGACGCUGUAGCAGAAAUAAACGGUUUAAAUGCU